Messenger RNA from Ctenocephalides felis (cat flea), 3168 nucleotides. Its product is annotated as xanthine dehydrogenase-like. Lineage: Eukaryota; Metazoa; Arthropoda; Insecta; Siphonaptera; Pulicidae. The record is from RefSeq and is a predicted model, not a curated record. Gene Ontology annotation, molecular function: FAD binding; iron ion binding; 2 iron, 2 sulfur cluster binding.
AUGAAUAUAAGAACUGGGAAAAUACUUAUUAGAGUAAAUGGUGAAAUUCACACAGUCACACACGAUUUGCCCGGAAAUACAUCGCUAAAUUCAUAUUUGCGGGAUCACCUUGGCCUGAAGGAUGUAAAAUUUAUGUGCAACGAAGGAGGAUGCGGUGCAUGUAUUAUUUCUGCUUCUAAUUUGCAUCCAGUCAGCGGAAGGAUUAUCAAUUUUGCUGUAAAUUCGUGUCUUGUAUCAGUAUUCUCUUGUCAUGGUUGGGAAAUAAAAACUGUAUCUGGUCUUGGAAACCAGAAAAUAGGUUAUCACCCAUUACAAAUAACAUUAGCAAAAUAUCAUGGCACUCAAUGCGGAUUUUGCAGCCCGGGAAUGGUAAUGAAUAUGAAUAGUUUGUUGGAAAAUAAUGAAAAAAUUACAAUGGCCGAAAUUGAAAACUCGUUUGGCGGUAAUAUAUGCAGAUGCACAGGCUAUAGACCAAUUCUGGAUGCUUUUAAAUCUUUAGCAUCAGAUGCAGAUCCAGCUUUAUGUAAUAAAUUUAAAGAUAUAGAAGAUUUAGGCAACGUACAGAUCAAUCCAAAUACUAAGGGAUUGCUGAACAAAUGUAGUUUCUUGAAUUCGCCAAAUUAUUUUAAAAUUUUAAUCGAUGAUGCUAUUUGGUAUAAAGUUGUAUCAAUACAUAACAUUAUUGAUAUUUUAAGAGAGCAUCAAGGUGUAACUUACAUGUUAAUCGCUGGAAACACUGCAAAUGGCGUUUAUCGAAAUCAAAUAUCUCCAAAGCUUUAUAUCGAUAUUAAUGGUGUAUCAGAACUAAGAAAGCAUAUAAUCAAUAGUAAUAUAAUUUUAGGAGCCAAUAUUAAUUUAACCGAAACCAUGCUGUACUUGACAGAAUAUGGUAAAGUUAAGGGUUUCGAGUACGUUUUGGAGUUAGUAAAGCACAUUGAUCUUGUAGCUAAUGUUCCUGUUCGUAAUGUUGGAACUAUAGCAGGAAAUUUGAUGCUAAAACAUCAGCAUCCUGAAUUUCCUUCGGAUAUAUUUUUGAUAUUAGAAUUGGUUGAAGCCAAACUGACAAUCAUGGAUAUAUGUGGAAGUAAAUUCAUCGUUUCUCCAGCAAACUUUCUGGAUAUGGAUAUGGUUAACAAAUUGAUUGUGAAUAUUAUUCUUUCUCCGAUUAGAGGAAAAUAUAAUCUCAAAACUUACAAGAUAAUGAUUCGAGCUCAAAAUGCACACGCUUAUGUAAACGCUGGUUUUUGUCUGAAUUUAAACUCUAAUACCGAAACUGUGGAAAAGGCUAAAUUGGUUUUUGGAGGAAUUGCUCCUACGUUUAUUCAUGCAACCAAAACUGAGAAAUUACUCUUGGGUAUGAAUUUAUUCGACAACAAUGUUUUAAAGUCAACACUAGAAGCACUUCAUGCAGAAAUAGAGCCUGAUUGGAUUCUUCCUGACUUUGUUCUCCAUUCCUGUCCAACAAAAAAUUUAUCAUCUAAAAACGUAUUUGGAAGAGAACUGUUGUUCAGAGGUUUGUCUUCCGGGCACCAAAAGUAUGACACAAAUAAAAGUAGUUGGCCACUUCAGAAACCGAUUUCCAAAAUUGAGGGUUUGGCACAGUGUUCCGGUGAAGCUCAGUAUAUAAUUGACAUUCCACCAUUUCCAAAUGAAUUAUAUGGGGCAUUUGUAUUAUCUACAAAAGCAGGAGCUGAAAUAACCAAAAUAGAUGUAUCAAAAGCUCUAGCAACAGAAGGUGUCGUUGCUUUCUUUAGCGCCAAAGACAUUCCAGGUAAAAACACAUUUAUCAACAUGACUAUGUUAUUGGCAUCAGAAGAAGAAGAAUUAUUUCCUGAAAAGACAGUGAAGUAUGUUGGUCAACCUAUCGGCGUAAUAGUGGCAGCAUCGCAGACAUUGGCAGUAGCUGCAGCAAAAUUAAUUGAUAUACAGUAUUCCCAUGAAGGAAAUCCGAAAAUAAAUGUUCAAGAUAUUAUAACGAAUGACAAAGAAAAUAGAGUCAAAUGCAAAAUGACAGUGGAUGCCAAAAAUCAAGGUGAAAAUAUUGAUAAUAUAAUCAGAGGUACGAUGGAAAUGGGAACUCAAUAUCAUUAUACUAUGGAAACACAUGUAGCAAUUUGUGUUCCCAUUGAAGAUGGCAUAGAUGUCUAUUCCUCUACACAAUGGAUAGAUGCAGUUCAAAUUGCAGUAGCUGAUGUUUUGAACAUUCCUGUUUGCAAGGUUAAUUUGGCUGUGAGGCGAAUCGGUGGUGGUUAUGGUAUGAAAAUAUCUCGCAGCAAUUUGGUGGCUGCAGCAUGUGCUUUAGCUGCUUAUAAAUUGAAGAAACCCAUACGAAUCGUUACAAGUUUUGAAGAUACAAUGAAUGCUUUCGGAAAAAGAUACGGGUGUAUCAAUGAUUACGAAGUGGCUUUUAAUAAACGUGGCAAAAUUCAAUAUUUAAAAAAUAGUUUUUACCAAGAUCAUGGUUGUUCAGAAAAUGAAAGUGUUUUAGCAUUUACAAUGGGCGUUAUAAGUAAUUGUUAUGAUAUGAGCAGCUGGGAUAUAAAAGCUUAUUCUGUAGUAACUGAUACUCCAUCUAAUACAUUUUGUCGCGCUCCAGGGUCCGCUGAAGCAGUUGCCAUGAUUGAAAAUGUAAUGGAACAUAUAGCAUUUGUUCUUGGAUUAGAGCCAUUAGAAGUGAGGAUAGAGAAUAUGAGGAAGAAAACAGAUUACGACCACCGCAAAACUGAAAUUAAUAAAUUUAAUAAACAAAACCGUUGGCGCAAACGUGGGAUUUCGAUCGUGCCAUUAAUAUAUCCCUUGGAAUAUCUUGGUAAUUUUUGCGCAAUGGUAUGUAUUUACCAUGGCGAUGGAACAGCAAUCGUAACACAUGGUGGAAUUGAAUGCGGUCAAGGAAUUAAUACAAAGGCUGCACAAGUUUGUGCUUAUGCUUUGGGAUUGCCUCUGUCUAUGGUGCAAGUUAAACCUUCAUCGGCAUUAACUGCUCCAAACGCCUACUUAACUGGAGGAAGUUCAACGAGUGAAGCUUGUUGUUAUGCAGUUCUGGAAGCUUGUAAAACUCUGUUGAAAAGAUUGGCUCCUCUCAGAGAAAAAUAUGAAAAUCCGCCCUGGAAAAAUUUAAUUGCAAAAGCAUUUGACGAUGGUGUCGAUUUGCAAGCUACAGCUUUGUAA